This is a messenger RNA of Pocillopora meandrina, 12813 nucleotides long. Lineage: Eukaryota; Metazoa; Cnidaria; Anthozoa; Scleractinia; Pocilloporidae. The record is from the annotation of a GenBank genome assembly.
UUUGAGCUCCUGAGAUGGAAAAACCUAGCUUCCCAGCAGCAAAUAAAAAGAGCCAUAAUGGUCUAUAAGUCUCUGCACGGUUUAGCUCCAGAUUUUUUAUGUUCUAAAUUUGAAAGGCAAGAAACUGCGUAUAACCUAAGAGACUCUGAGAAUAAGCUAAAUGUUCCUUUACCGCGCACAAACUAUUACAAAAAUAGCUUUAGCUCUAGUGGCACCACUCUUUCAAAUAGACUUCCUCGUGACAUAAGACAAGCAGAGUCCCUUGGGUUAUUUAAGGGUUAUUGAAAGCAGCUAAAGUUAGGUCUGUACUUUAAGUAUAGCAUUUAUUGUAUCUUAUCCAUUUAAUGCAUGUUUAUAUAUUUGAAUGUUUUUAUGGCUGAUGAAUUGUCCGUGGGAAAAUAAAGAUUAUCUAUCUAUCUAUCUAGAUGACACCCACACAACCUCUCAUCGCCCACUCGAGAACGAAAUAAGGGUUAUUGAUCAUAAUCCAUGUUGUCGCACGUGCAAGGCAAAGGAAACAACUUCCGUGCGAUCUCACCAUAACAUAUCGAGAGGGAUAGCGGCGAAUGAAUCCUAAAAUCAUGAAUGCCGGCGAAUCAUUCAUCGUGGCUGUUACGUUGCGGAUAAAAAGGUUAUUGAUCUCAAAAAUAACCGUUAUCGUAGAAAUUUAAGGACUGCAAAUUUAUUGAACAGAACAUUGUCAAGAACAAGUUACGUGUCUUUUUACCUUCGUUAUCAGGGCUAGAAGUAAUCAUUUUUAAGAGGCAAUUAAUUUAAUCUCCUAAGUCGAAUCAUAAUUGAAUAAAAAGAGUGGGUGUUACUUUCGUUAAUCUCUCGCUUAUCCCAGCGUUUUGCGUUUGUUUGUUUGUUUUUUUUUUUUUAUUGUUGCUUUUGUUUUUAUUCUUGUUUUUUCCUUUUUGUUGCUUCGUUUUUUGUUUCGUUUUGUUUUGCCGUCUUUUUUCCAUUUAUUUCCACAAUCCGAAGCUUCAUAUUGGACUAAAAUUUGUAACUCUCUGAGUGAGCAGGCUUAAGACUGUAAUUCAAUCGGUUAGUUAGGCGUUCCGUCGUUUCUUAUGUUGGUUAAGUUUUUCAGUGCGGCGUAUUUUCAAACAAAAUAAUUUGGCCAACUUAUUCAAUUGGCGGAUUUCCCCAACCGACAACGAACAAGCGCUCUAAACUAAGUGCGAGGAGUGUGCAGGGAGUUGUCACGAAAAGUAGCUGAAUUUGAAUACGACAAAACAAAAAAACUGUACACGUUCUUUCAGCUGCACUAUCUUAGAAAACUGUGUGAACUAUAGAAAAAAGUUUGCAGAUGACGGUAUGUAAGCAGUUGAAACUCGGCAAAAUUCAACUACUGAAUAAAGAAGCUGUGAAUAUGUGAGGCUCUACUGUAAAUCACUCAGGAAGUGGUUAGAGCGUGAUAAAAGUUUAUUAGGAAAGGCGCGAUUUAGUUGUGAGUUAUCCUCAAGGUUUCCCUUUUACUCUACACGUCUUGUGUGUAGAGUAUACCAUCCAUUCUUAACAUUUUUUGGCAUGAGAAGUCAAUUAGGACCUUCUAAGAUACGUGCCCUUCAAAUGGUAUAAAACGGGUGUAGAGCCUUCAAAUUUUUAUUGCAAAACUUAGCUUUGUUGCGAGUACUACGAUCUCUAAUAGAUUCCUGAGGGUGGAGAACAAUGGACAUCAAAAAGGUUUUUUUAGUAAGUAAAUCAAGGGUUUGUUGACUUUUAUUUUCAUAGAGUAACAAAAUUGAAUCUCUAAUUAUAAUAUUAUUCGUGGCGCUGAGUUCGUUUGCAAUCACUGAUUAACAUCGAAGGGUGUAGCAGUUCGCAAACUUUAUCACAGAUGUAGUUGUAACAAUUCUCCUGGGUGAGAAAAAAAAGCAUUGGUAAAGGGGGAAUUAGUUAUUCUUUCUCCUUUAGGUGUUUUCGGAAACAAAGUCUGCGAUAAUCGUUACGCAUCUGGAGAAGGAUAGGAUGGGGUUUGAUGCACCACACCAAUAUUGAAGCGUUGCCUCCAGCUCUCGAAGCUCGCUUGCCUUUUUUUCCAAACAGCCCUCUCUGAGCUGCUUUUUAAAUAAAAGUUGGAUUCAGAUAGAUUGUAAUUCUUUUUAACAAUUGUCUUUUAAAUCACGUUGGUAUAAAAUAGAAAAAGACUCGCUAAUUCAAAGCUUCAUUUUUCGAACAAAUCCACAAAUCUUAUUUAGUUUUGGAGGCUUUUCUUCUUUCACUGCUAUAGAGUUCCAAGCAUAUCAUAGACGUGAUUUCAGAUUCAAGUCUACAAAUGAACGCAUGUCCCACUAACAAGAUCUUUCUUAAUCUUUGCUCCCACUUUAAGCAAUCGGAACGUUUCGAUCUCAAAAAUCAUAUAUGUUCUUUCAUCUAUAUUGAGUUUUGCAUCACUUACAUUCAUUAGGCAAGAUAAUGAUUACCUAAUUGGGUAAAACCGAUGACAGUUAAACAUUUCCAAGUCCUCCUGGGAAACUCUGCGGAGGAGCAUUCUAGAAUAGAAUGGUGCGGUCACGUUUCAACACUCAGCUGUCAGCACGUUUUUAUAAACUUCCUCAUAUUAACUAAUAACAAGUCGAUGAUUUGGGAAAUGACACGUAAGAUGCCAAGGUGUCAGUUACCAGGUCAUGGAAAGUAAAUUGAAGUCACUUUUAAAAAAAGAACAGAAAAACACAUAGGCAAACAGUUUUAUUUUCACCAGAUCUUUCAAUCGAAGUUUUCUCUCAGACUGGCCGAGGUUUUUGUGUAUCUCCUUUUUGACUUUAGGUUCUUAAACUUUGACAGAAUUGGCGAUGUUACCAUGAUACUUCAUGAACUGAAUUAUACACUCUUGUAAUACGUUUUUUAAGCUCAAUCGGUAUGAAAUAGAAAAAGGGGGGGCAAAAUCCAAGUUAAGCAAUAGGCGAGAGAAAAAAGCCUCUUAGAAGUCAGUCAAGCAGAGAAUAAAGUUGCUCAUCGUACUGUGACUGUACAACCUUUUGUUGUCAAAUUUUCGCGUCUAAUGCAUUAUCAAGUUCUUCUAAUUGCGGCCGACUUACUCAAGAACCGUAAAAGGUACUCGAGUGGUCCUCUAACGCGGAUUUUUCAAUUUCUUUCUAUCCAGAUUGCAUUUGUAAUUGUGCUAUCACACGAAAAAACAGGAUCGAGCCACAUUCCACUGGUAAGAAGCAUAGGUUCGUCUUUUAAAAGAGAGACAUGCGUUAGUGGAGGAAAUCUGAUUAAGAUUUACACACACCAAUGUCAAGUUGUAAACGGAAAGAAGCAGUGUCCGGUUUACUGCAAUGGCAGAGGCACUUUCGACCAACAGACAAGUGGGUAUUACGUGAUUACAAUAUACACUAUCACUGAAAAAGAUUUGUAGCUUAGUUCUUGUAGCUUUCAUUUGUUCAGGAGUUUUAAAAUGGCUGUACCUUUUGACACUACAAUAUUACUAAGAAAACAAUUAAAUUUUAGGCUCCAUAUCAUUUGAAGGUUUAAAGUCGGAUAUAUGCAUCCAAGUACUUUAUAACCCGCAAAAUUUCCAGUGAAGAGAAAACAAAUUCAAAACUUUUUUUUUUCUUGUUUGUUUCUUCGCCUUGGUCUUUUACCUUAGCUCAUGGAAUAAUCUUCCUUAAGUCACAGAUGCCAGCUUGCACAACCGUACCCAUCUCUCCUCUCGCAAGGAAUCCCUAUAUUAUCAUUAAAGUACCAUUUAGGAGGAGUACGUUGAGUCACUCGCCAUUAAGAUAAUUUUUAUUCAUUUUAUGUCAAACCAAUGCAGUGGUUGUAAAAUUUGGUCCAUUCACAAAUAUUUCAGUUGAGACCAAGCUGUGUUGGGACAAAAGUCGAGCUUAAUAUCGCGUUAAUGACAGUUUUAGCAGAUGCGUGAAUAAUGUGAUAAUAGAGACCGAUGUUUUUUCGUCUUGUCACGAGCGUGGAACAAGGAAAAAAUUCUGAGUCCUCAUUAGGAAUCGAAUCUCAGACCCUCGGAUUCCGCGCUCCGAUGCUCUACCACUGAGCCACAGAGACUCCACGGUGAGCGCGGUGUAUCACGAAGUCAGGAGCCCAUCACUUAUAUGUAAUGGGCUCCUGACGAAGUUCAUAUGAAACGCAUCCUGUAUACUGCUAGCAUCCGCAAUGUCGAUAGCGUGACAAGAGUGGUAGAGCAUUAGAGCACGGAAUCCGAAGGUCUGAGGUUCGAUUCCUAAUUCCUAAUUGUCCCAAAAAAACCAUCUUUCUCUUUUUCUUUACCGAGCUCAAAACUUACUAUCUCUCUUAUUCUAAAUAUGAUAAUAUGUAUGAUAAUAUAAAAUUCUGUUAAAAUGACGAUAACAUGAUCGGAAUUGGUAUCGAUUUCGCUUGAAAAAUUGCUCACCAAGUUAGUGUCAGACGCAACAUUUCAGAAACGGUUAUAGAGCUUUGCUGAUUGAGCCUUUCUCCAAAACUUAUGCCACUUUCUUUGAUAUUUCCCAAACACACCAAUGUCAAUUCUGCCAUGAACGAUAACUGACGGCCAAAGCUGUCCUGAGUGCUCGAUCCCUCGAGGAUAGCAACAAAUAUAGCUCAGGAAAAUUUUAAAAAGUCUCCAAUAUUUCUUUUUGCACUAAGAAGUAUAAUAUAUCAUGUGUAAAUGAUGGCAUUGAUGACAGAUUUGCAGAAUACAAAGCACUAGGGAUUACAUAUUUACAUGUAUUUACAAAAAAUCAUCUGCACGAAAAGCAAAGUCGUCUUCCACAGCGACUAGCUGAUUCGAUGAUGAUAACAGUAGUGGAUUGUCGAAGUCCUUCCAAAUUCGUUUUUUUUUAUUGAUAUGGUAAUUAUCUUGCAGGAUUUGAGAUCUCGAAGUACAAAAGUAAGAAGUGUAUUCAAUUUGAUGACGGAAGCAUCAGAUAUUCGUUGAAAGUCAUAAAUGGGACGGACGUAAUUUUUGAGGUGAGUUUAGAUUGCUUAUACAAAAGGAAAGCAGAACCUAUUUAGGUUGGUCGUUUAGGUCUACUACAAGUGCUCAAGUCCUUGUCUUUUCCUUAUUUUCUUGCUCCUUACUCAUAAGCAACUUAUGGUUAUGGUUAUGGUUAUGAUAAAAAUUGAAAAAUAAUAAAUACUAUUAUUUUGCUCUCUAUGCAUGAGCGGGCGGUAUUCUACAAAUCCUGCAAUCUGAUUGAGCGGUAGUACUCUCCAAUCCAGCCCUCUCACGCCGGGCGCUAUCCUAUUGGUUGCGUGAUGAGUCGACCGAUAAAUCCUUAUUUGGCUUCGUUGUAAAUUUUCAUAAAUAUGUUUUAUUUUGCCGGCUGGCCAGCAUUUACAGGGAAAGAUUUCAAUCAAGACCUAUAACCGACAAACAACUUUUAAUGGAAUGAUAAUCUCGACGACGAUUACGAUGAUAAUAAGAAAGUUGAUAACAAUAGCAAAGAAAAUAAACUGAAAAAUUAUGUGUCAAUAAGCAAAUGCAGAGAAGAGGACUGUAAAAGAUUCAGGCUUCAACAAGACAUUUGAUUUUUUUUUUCAGGCUUCUUUUCUGCAGUUGCGUAAAUUGCAGCUCACUUGCGAGGAUUGCUUGAUUUUCAUCCGCAGGUCAAAUGAAGUUAUUUCAUUAAAAAUUACAAGUAAAUGUUAAAUUUUUUGUUUUGUAGGAACAGUCAGCGUGCGAUACAACAACCAGCCACGACUUCUUAUUCAAAGAAGAGAAAAAUACCGCCGGAAAAUUUACAUACAAAUACACCUCGAGUACCAAUCAGGCGUUGUACCUCGGAGUUAGUGCCAACUGCUCUGAUGAAAAUCUAUAUUUUCUUUCCACAACUAAUCAAGACAAACGGUGUUUCAUGGAGAGAUGGUCUUGACUGUAUGUUGAUUUCACAAAGUUCUGAAUUUUUAAAGAGUGGCCAAAUCAAGUGGAUUUAGUUCUUUUGUCAGUGAUAUUAUUGAAUCUUUCGAUGAAUCUAAUUUCUUAAGUGUGCAAAGAAUAAAAGAUUUUUAUUAAAAUCUAAUUCGUCACUUGCAUUUUAUUACGCAAUCUAGUCACCAUUUUAUUAUUAUUUUGAAAUCCCUGAGAAACAAACAAUAAUCGAAGGCGCUGAUCUUAUUUUUCUACUAGUACGACAUUGUUACUACUUGAAAAUUAUUUGAUACCCACUGUGUUUUGGUCAAAAGUGUCUCUGCUAUCGCAGUAAACUUUAAACUGCUUCUUUCCGUUUACAACUUGACACAUGUUUGUGUAAUUUUUUAUCAGCCAGCCUCCACCUCAUCAAUCUUUUCUUUUUAAAAACAGAACCAAUACUCGUCACCAGUAGUUUCGGUCUUGAUUGAACGUUCUCGGAUAAUUGAACAUUUACAAAUGUGAUAUAGAAAGGAAGGGAUUUAAGAGCAACUGGAGAACCUUUUAUAAUAGGUGAAUAAAUUAGUUGAACUCACUUUGUGUUUCUGGAGGAACUUCGUGAUGUGACAGAUCUGUAUAUUUAAGAGCAAACAAUUCGCACAGUCACCGUUUCAUGAAACACAUUUGUCGUCUGGGUUCACUUAAUGUUUAACUUGUGACAGGAUUCAAGGAUUUUUUUCUUUUAUUUAGCUGAUUAAGACCUUCCUAAAGUCUGAUCUUUCUCUCCAUUAUGAGGGUUGCUGCCCUCUGGUGUCGCCCUUUUCUUUAUAUGUAUUAUAUGUAUUAAUAGGAAAACAUUCUUCCUUUUUUUCCUUUUUCUCUUUCAUUAGAAAUCAGUUGAGCUUCGCAGAAGUUGAACAAAAGUAUUUGAUUCAGUCGUGAUGUGGCAUCAUUGUAAAAUAGCCAAUUGUCUCAAAAUUCAGGAACUUGAAGUCCAAACAAACAGUUUUUUCUACAUAAGAUUUUGGCCAGUGUGAAAAAAUAACCUCUCCAAACUUCGAGUGGGAGAUCUUGUGCUAAUACAAUUUAGUAUAACCUUGUUUUUUAUUUCUCUUUUGAUAUUAAGUUUCCCUUUAACAAUCGUUCAGUAUUUCCCUGUUAUUAUACUUCACUCUAUCACAUUAAAUGUUAGUUGUUCUGCGUAACCCGUCUCACUGACCUUUUUCUUUGUUAAUAUAUGCAAGUUUUAUCAGAAAGUGUUAACAUUAGUUGCGUUACAUCAGUGUAACCUUUUGUUUAGAGUCACUUCACUGAUUGUUAAUGGCGACACAAGAUUAUACAUCAAUGUAUUGACGUGACAUGACUUCAUUAUCAACUUAGUUAAAUUUCUUAUUUCUGUUGAGUGUGGUUUUUCAAUCAUGGUUGUAUUGAAAAUAAUAUGAAGCAAAAAAAUAGUGAAGAAAAUCUUUAAAGACUUGCUUGUACCAUGUUAAAUUCCAUGUUAAAAAUGUUGUUAAAUUCUCGUCUGAUUUUAAAAACCGUAUCAACCAAACGCCACUAAGAAGGAGUUUUCAGACAACAUGUGGUUCCUGUUGGCAAUUUUGUUACAUAAAAGAAUUAAAAGUUAAGCCCAAAGCCACAAAAGUAUGAUAUCCGAUUGACUCAAUCAUCUUCUGUCUAAUCGAUCAUCAGAAAACGUGAGGCAGGUGCUGAGCUUUACGUUAAAAUGGAAAAUACUUAGAAAGCUAACCUCUUACGCGUGAAAUUGAGAAGCAAUGCGGCAUAGCCGGUUGCAAACAAUCAGGCAUGUGUCAGUUAGCCAACUUUAAAUCAGGAUAGAAAUGGCCAAAAUUGUUUUCUACGAAGCUAAAAAUGGGAUGUAUUUCUUAAGAGGUAAAAGUGAAAUUGAAAAGAUUUCGGAUUAAGCAAAAAUGAUCAAAUAACAUGAAACCUUAAGCUCACUAAUGCGUAGUUAAUCAUAUACAGCAAAUGAAGCAUUCAUUUGGACACAUGUCAAGGACUUAAGUAUAUUGAUGAUUGUAAAAGGCUUACUCUGACUAACUCUUACUACUCUGUUCACAGUGAACCAAUCGGUAAUCUAGAAACAGUCAAUUGCAUAUAUGUAAAAAGAAAAAGAAAAAGAGAGCGCGAGUUAUGAUGUACCCUUUUCAAAUGAACAAAAGCAGCUUUAGACUCCCUGAGACAUUUCUAGAAGAACACUCUCGUACCAAUGUCAAGUGGUCAAUUAUCCUGAUCUUUAAAGCUGUGAAAGCUGUAUAAGCUAGCCUGGUGGAGCACAGCAAAACGUGGAAAACAUCUAAAACUUUCUUGGUUUAAAGGCCGUGGUUCGAGAAAUGAAACUCAACGCACUUUUAAAUGUUUGUGACGGUCUUUAAACAUCUACCUUUGGUUAUCUCCAACAAGUUGCUUUAAGAUCGUGUACGCCUUUGAGUAUCAGAAAGUCAUCGAAAAGAGAAAGUUACGCAUCAUCAAUGGCAAAAAGUUAUAAUUAAUUAUCCCAGGAACUACUACAAAUUGCUUAAAAUCAGACAUAGGAGAAUUGUUAAAUCUAUGCCUAUAUAAGUUUUCAUUUAAAGUCAUGAAAAAUGGACGGUUUUCAUUUAAACUAGAUCAUUAAAGGGCAGAAGUGUUUUUGACAUUUCCCAAAGGAAAAUUCUGUGACUGUGGACGCUGUGAAUCGUUUGGUCUUGACGCCAUCUAUUCCCCGUUGGAGAGAGACCAAAUAACGGUUGCGAAAGGGACAAAGCUUGCAGCCGUUCCUAUAACAGAGUGAAAAUCAAAAUUAUUCGUCAACAGUUAGUUGCCUCAGAAAUAAAAUUCCACGUAUUUUUACAACGAAAAGCAAGCUGAAAGUCUGUUUUAACUGUAAUAGACCCUAACCAAAGAUAUAUUGCGAUCUCGAAUAGGUCAAGAUACAUUGAACAAGAAAAAAAAGGAUAAUAUUACAAAGAAGGCUCCUUGAGCGGUUGUUGCCUAUCUGGACUUCGCCCUCUAUGUGAUAAAAUACGUGAUUAAAUACAGGUUGUUUACAAGGAAAUGACACCUGAUGGAGCGAAGUCUACUGUGGAAUCUGGGAGAGAUCUAACUCAUAAAUUCCAAAACUUGGUUGAUGGAAAAUGUGAAGUUUAGCAUCACUUUAUACGAUCCCGGGGAAAGAUGCCUGGUUCACAAAGUUCUUCCAAUUUGUUAUCAUUGCUAAAAUAUGUUAAAAAUUAAUGGCGCAUUCUGGAGAGCAAAAGAAAGGGAAUAAUUUGAGACACUGGAUCAGGUCUAGACCCUUUUCCUUACUCUGGACACUUCCGGCAUACUUUACGGUAGAAACAGACUCUAAAUGAUUCAUUCAUUUGUUAAAUAUUUUCUUUAACAAGUAGUUUUUAUAUUACAUCAGGUAAUAUAAAAACUACUCUUUGAAUACCACAACAAGACAAACAGAUAAAGAAAAAAAAGACAACUGACCGCUUGAAUUACAAACUGACUGACUGAUCAACUGAACAUGCUGCCUUGAUGUUAAUAGUACAAGUACUAAACAAAGUCAUAGAUAAUAGAGAGAGUGGAAAACAACAACCGUGGGAUACGUGAGAGACUAGCUAAAAUUAUCGGAUUAUAAAAUUAUCGGAUAAUAAAAUUAUCGGAUUUUAAGGAUUGACUUCAUUACCACUCAUAAUUGCUUCAUGGUAGCUUGGGAGGCAAUUCUAAAAAAUAUGUAAAACGUACUUAAAAAGUAAUCUUAUUGAUAAUUAUUGAAAACUUAAAUGUCUACGGUCGCCUCAAAAAUGUGAGUUUCAAUACAAGUCUUCAACUACGCAAUUUCCCCGGAAUUACCGUGGCAAGUAAAAAAACUGACUCGCUUAUCAAACCGCAACAAAUUAAAACACUAUUUAACUUUCAAUCCACGAUGGUACAUGACGUCUAUGAUAUUUGACAUGGGAUAGAUUGACUUUUUUUUGCCAGUGAAACCAAAUGUAACAAACUUAGUACACUAAGUAAGUGCGAUUUUUGUGCAAGUUUGCCAAUUCUAGCUGAGACCACGACUGUAACAAUAUUUUUGUCGCCGAACUGCGUAAAUCAGAAAUUCCACGACCAGGCAGCUUGACUUAAUAGUCCAGGUAUUUAGUUGAACCCCGUCGUUUGUCAGUAAACAUGGCUUUGGCUUAUCAAGACGAUUUUUUACGGAAUGGAGUCGGUUUUUGAUACAGAAAAUGUCUUCACGCGCGUCCUAGAAAUAGGAGGACAAAACCUGAGGCAGAUUUGGCGAUGACGCAUAAAGCAGCAAAAUAACCAAAUAUUACCAACGGCAAAAAGGAAAGAAUAAGCCAGAGAGAGAUUAGCUGUGAAGAAGCAAGCAUACAUCCGAAAUCCCUGACAAUCUAAUCAUUAAUGUUCAAAUAUUUUGAAGCUACUGUCAAAGAAAAAGUCCACACCCAAAUUCCCAAAGAUUUGUUUUGAAGAGCCAAACGCGUCUUUUAAAGUUCAGUACUUCUAUCUAAUUUGGCCCUACUUCUAUUUUAACUCAUUGUAUAUCCAUUGCGCUUCAGCGAUUUUCGUUCUUAGUCGGAAGAAGCGAUGACUGUAAGCUAUAUAAGAGCUGACUUCAACAAAUAAUUCAUAUCGUUACACAUGAAUUGAUGGCCCGUUUGCAUUCAGUGAGCGUCCAGUUUAAGUGCUGUUUUAGAGAAUUAUUGUCUUCGGCUGGUUAUCGCUUUUUAAAACUAUUCGGAUUUCUCUCUUUACAUUGUUGGGUAACGUGGUUUCUGAGGUUUUUUAUCUUUUUUGACCAAAAAUUUCACUAUCGUGGUUAUUUUGCAUCGUUACGAUAUAUACUUUAGUGCAAAAGCUCAUUAUCCCUCGCCCACGUUGAUCUCGGAACACCGGAGGCCGGCAAAACGCAAAGCUCACGAAUAGUAGAGCAGCUUCUAAUACUGACUACUAUGAACGUGGAAUCAUGUUUUCAAGUAUAGUCUUAUUAAUAUAUCUUUUUAAUUUUACAUUUGUCUGGAAAAUUUAUUGUCUCUGGUGCACAAGUCACUUACCGCAGCGCGGCGAGGCGCACAUCAAACAACAUAAGGGCUUCCGUGAAGGUUUGAGUUAAGCCGUGCAUGUCCCUCGGAAUGGAUUAGCAAGGCGUUUAUUUUCAUCAUUUUUAAUUUCCACAAUCAUGUUUAGCAUUUUCCCAACAAUCGUGGACGACUGACCUCUCGCUAACGUUUCCUUUCGGCUCAUGAGUGUAACUGCGUGAUAGACAAUAAGAAAUUAACAGUUUUCACGUCGGCAUCAAAUUAGCCUGAAUAUAUUUGUGUUUUCACUUCUGAAAAACAAAAGACAUCGUAUUUCUAUUGAUAAUUGUUGUAUUUUAAUGACAAAGAUGUGAGUUACCCUCUGACAUCUUUGGUUUUCCUUGAUAACACAUGACGACUUUAGCCCUAAAACUAACCCUUACCCUUAUUGAAAACAAACAGGGAACAUUUCAAAGACAAAAUUAAGUUGUUUUUAAAGCAUUAUUAGUUUCAAGAUUGUGUUUACUUUUAAAUUAACAAUUAGAGCAAUUUUAUUAUCUUAAUGAAUAGAUAAGGAAAACAUACACCAAAAAGAUUGUAAUCGAGACAUCUGACUUUUCGCCACACUUAAAUUAAUGUUUCGAUUUUCAGGAAUCGCUUCCGAUUCUACUUGAGAAAGAUUGCAAUCAUGUUUCGAUGCUUCUCAUAAUCGUUCAAAGCUUUCUAAUUUUUUUUUUACUGUUUUCUUAAACACUCGUCACAUUUGUAUAACUUUGCUUGUGGAAGAACAUUAACACAAAUUAUGAUCGAAUAUGGUUCAUGCAAAGUGUCUCAAGAGUAAUCAUCUCUCAAUCGCAUCAACAGUAGGCCGGUAGUGGAUUAUCGCCCCCUUUGUUCCUAUUGUACUUAAUUUGUUAAUAACAGGCUUCAAGGAGAAAAGCUGAGAAAUUACGUUCCCGAAAUUUCGAAAGUUUUUGCGCAGAGCGAAAGAUUAUGUCGAAGCUGACAAUCUUUACAAGGUGUGGUUGACGGAAGGAAUUCCUUGCACAUACACGUACAUUACACAGUUGUUUCUUCGAGGAACUUAAGCUACAACCUUCGCUUAACCUCUUAUCUAGAUACAAGACAGAUAGAACUGAAGCGAUUUACGAAAUUAAAAGUCCUUAUACCCCUGCUAAAACCUAAUUUCCUGUCUACGUGCCCGUCUUGACAAGGCAAAUGAAACCAUGCCGCUAGCGUCGAUGAUUAGAUUUAAGGAUUUUUCUCAAAAUCUCAAUAUUGCCACUGGUGUUAUCUCUCCAACAUGUCCAGCUGUACCGAAGAUUUGGUAAGCGUUUGCUAAAGCAAGGUCAAGGUCAUUGAAUUCUCAAAGUCUACGAAACAUAGAGAGGAAAACAAAAACAAUUUUAAACUGAAUGAAUCAACCAAAUAACAAGGAUCUCCCUGUACAAAAUUUUUUCUAGAAUUCCAAGGGAGACAUUAUAUGACAAUCACAAAAACAACGCCAAAAGUCAACGACUUGAAACUUUUUUUUUCUUCUGAAUGAAAAUGGUUUAGCAUGAUUUAAGUUCGGUUUUCACAGUUUCUCUUAAUAGGAGCCAAAUUCAUGCUCAAUGUUUCUUCGACCUGGCCUGCAAAAUGGCAUGUGAUGGCAGCUGAAUAGAAAGGAAAAUAAUUUUUAAUAAGUUUUACACCUCUCAGACUCAACAAACGUUGCGGUUAUUAUGACAACGGAUGAACAGCAGUGGACGGCUAGGAGAGGUACGAGGUUUCAAACACAGUACUAUUUUUCUGCUCAUAAAUGUUCCUGUCGCCACACACUCAUUGUCUUCGCUUACCGGUUUUAUCUGAAAUCACUUCUAGUGAUUAUCCUUUUUCUUAAUUAGAAGGGAGAUCGAAAAAGACCAAGAAAGCGCUCAGAAAGUUAGCCAAGUCACCACCGCAAAAUUGCUUGGAGUGACCAUCGAUAACAAACUCUAUUGGAGCAGUCACGUCGAUAAG